This is a messenger RNA of Durusdinium trenchii, 1110 nucleotides long. The record is from the annotation of a GenBank genome assembly. Lineage: Eukaryota; Dinophyceae; Suessiales; Symbiodiniaceae.
AUGAUUGAGAACAGCUUCCAGCAUGCAAAAAAGAAUGGCCUGUGGCGCAAGAACAAAGUACAUGGAGAAGAGGAAGUGAAACUAGUCCUUGAAGAGACGUUUUGCAAGGCCGAUGAGAAGGGGGAGACCUCGCACCUGGAAUCGGCUGGAGACCUGCAGGAUGAUGAUGGUGUCCUUCUGGAGUCCCAGCUUGACCAAAUGGACAUCGAGCCAGAGGCCCAGACGCCUGAGGAUAAGGAUCGCGCGGAGCAAGCAGCGGCGGCAGCGGCAAGUGCUGCCUCUGGCGGCACAAAGCUGUGGUCUGCCAUCAAGGCAGCUGUCGGCAAGAUGAACGGAGUGACCGACCCAGAUUUGGAGAAGUUGGCCAGCUACCGCUCCUCAAAGUCUGGGAGAAGUGGCAAGAAUGCUGCACGUGACUUCCACCGGUAUGCUCGCCGAGCUGGGAAAGUAUUUGGUGUCAAGAUUUCACAAGUCAAAGUCCCCAUCCGAGUGAAGAAGCCCAACAAGAGUGGCCGGAAGAUUAAGCGGGAAGAGAUUGUUGACUUUCCCAUUAUCACCCUUUCUUCUUGGAUGUGCACUAUUCUCAGCUCCUGUCCACAAUUUUUCCUGGGUGGACAUGACCUAGAACAAGAGCAACUGUAUGGUGACAUGCUGCAGUCCUUUUGGGACCGAUUCGUUGAGGCAAACCCUGAGCACCCCAUGAAGGAGAAACCGUCUCAGCACAGACGAUUCACUGUACCGGUGGCAGUGCAUGGGGAUGAAGGCAGAGGCCUUGGACAUGUUCCCCUUCUCGUGGUCAGCUACCAAGUUGUGAUCCCAUACCACGGGGCCAAUGAGUUGAACCUUGCAAAGACCUUUGUCAAAAUUAGGCAUUCAUUCGCCAGCCGUCUUCUGUACUCCUUGAUCCCAGCCUCGUGGUAUGCUGCAAAGGACGCCAGCAUUUGCAGCCUCAGCCAGGCAUUGGCAGAUGACCUCACUGACCUGUUUGAAACAGGGGUGCCCAUUGAAGGCUACCAAUGCUUGGCCCGCAUGACUGCGGAGGGCGGGUACAAAAUGUACCGAGUGAGGCCAAAGUUGCACCUAUUCGUUCACAUAGUGACUCUCGGCUAA